GGCCGCGGCGCUGGGGCCCGGGCGGAGCUGCGCAAUCGUCUGAGCUGCGCACCGACUGGCGGCCGGAGCGGAGCCCACAAGUUGCCGGCAGCCGAGCGCCGCCUCGUCCCGCUCUCAGCCCCUGCGCCCACCGGCGGCGGCCGGCGCCAGGACGCUCAGCCUGCAGCAGACACUGACCCCAGAUGUGACAGCGGGACAGCGGCCCCCUCUCUUUCCAGACACGAUCCACGGAGUCUCGCCAGCGUCUCCUCUGCCAAAACCCCACUAGCUGGAAGAUGUGGCAGCCGGCUACUGAGCGCCUGCAGCACUUCCAGACCAUGCUGAAGUCUAAAUUGAAUGUCCUAACGCUGAAAAAGGAACCUAUUCCAGCAGUCAUCUUCCACGAGCCGGAAGCCAUUGAACUGUGCACCACCACGCCACUGAUGAAGGCGAGGACUCACAGUGGCUGCAAGGUCACCUAUCUGGGCAAAGUCUCUACCACAGGCAUGCAAUUUUUGUCCGGCUGCACUGAGAAGCCAGUCAUUGAGCUCUGGAAGAAACACGCACUGGCCCGAGAAGAUGUUUUUCCAGCCAACGCCCUCCUAGAGAUCCGUCCAUUCCAAGUGUGGCUUCAUCACCUUGACCACAAGGGAGAGGCAACAGUGCACAUGGAUACCUUCCAGGUGGCUCGCAUUGCCUACUGCACGGCUGACCAUAACGUGAGUCCCAACAUCUUUGCCUGGGUGUACAGAGAGAUCAACGAUGACCUGUCUUACCAGAUGGACUGCCAUGCAGUGCAAUGCGAGAGCAAGCUGGAGGCCAAGAAGCUGGCGCACGCCAUGAUGGAGGCCUUCAAGAAGACUUUCCACAGUAUGAAGAGUGAUGGGCGGAUUCAUAGGAGCAGCUCAUCUGAAGAGGCUUCCCAGGAACUGGAAUCUGACGAUGGCUGAAGGAACUGAAGAUGUUCCAGCGAAGGCAGCAUUUGGGCAAUGAGUUUCAGAAGAUAGAUGCAUCUGCAAUGAUUCGAAUUUGGUAUGAGAAGACUGCCAACUUACUGGCUGACCAUGCUUUUUAAAUUCAGAAGAGCAAUUCUAAAGCUAAAGAAAUGUAUCAUUAAUUAUGUGACAUUGAAAUCUGCUGCUGCCGUGACCACGAGGAGAGUAGGAGUGUGGAUGGGGAGGAACGUUCCAGACUCUCUUCUUGUUUUUCUUCUCUCUCUUAUUCCAACACUUGCUGGUGGGAGAUCUCCACGCCUGUUUUCACCAUUCUCAGGCAAACACUCUGUGGCUUUAGUUUGAUGGACUGUUCCAAUCUGCCUUACGAAAUCCAACAGGAAUGUUAGAGGCACCUCUGUGACCCCUAGGCCCCUGGGUGGCGUGGGGAGAUGAUGCUGGUGUGGAGGCUGCAGGAUAGAAGGGACAUGUCCGGGUGACUACCUGGUUGCUCCUCUCCCUUGGCAUGUUCGCAGCCACUCUCCUCAGUAUGUGAAUCAGCGCAGCUUGAAUUGAGCUUUACAACUAACAGCACGCUAGAUGGCAGUUAAUUUGCAGUUAAAGAUGAUGCUUUCAUUUACAUGAGUGUAUCAAGUAGUGCCCUCCUAUUGUAUUCACUUCAUCUAUUUUCUUAGAAUCCUUGCAACUAAUGAUUGUUCUCCUCUUCCUGCCCACCAUGUUUUCUCCUUCCAGCCUCCCCAAAGGGGGUGGAGGCUCAACGCAUUGCAGGACUCCAAAAGGGAAGAAACCAACAAGUUAAUUCAAUAAACAGUAGGCAGACUAUCCAGGAAUCCCAGAUGUCUGACACCCUAGAAAAGAAGGAAUGGGUGUCCAAAGUCUAUAGCAGCCACCCUUCGUUUAAGCCCUGAUUUAUAGUAACUUACUUGGUGAAAGGUCCUGUUAGAUGACUCCUUCAUGGGAAGUUUCAACUCUGACAUGACAUCGCCUGGGAAGUCUUGCCCCAUCAUUUAUUAUUGAAUUCAAGUAGGGGAUGAAUGAAUUCAAGACAGUUUGCUUAGAAAUCUCAUGUUUAUCUGGAAACCUAAAGGGAAAUGUGCUCUUACUGUCCUGAAGUCAGUAAUAUCUUAGAGUCAGAAUGAUGCCCUUGGCUCUCAGUUCUGAAGAGAAAUUCUCACUGGUAACUUUAUGAGAUCUCAAGUUCAAGAUCUCAUAAAGAGUCGUGGAAAGUAUUUGUUAAGAUCAGAGACAGGUGGAACUUUGUGAGUUCAAGGCCAGCCUGGUCUACAAAGCGAGUCCAGGACAGCCUGGGCUACACAGAGAAACACUGUCUCAGAAAAAGGAAGAGAGAGAUUUUCAAAAAAAAAAGAAAAAAAAUACACAUUUAAGGUGAAUAGACACAUUAAAAGGACAAAUGACCAACUUUUUUCAAGUAAUAUUGCUCCUUUAAAAGGUGUAUUUUCAUUUCUGGUGAUAUUAGGGGCAAUGGGGUACCUUAGAAGCCUUAAGUGAGAGCUAAUAUAAUCCAGACAGCAAUGGUGUUGGUGUUUUUGGUCUGUGUACCCAUGUGUCCAUGUAUGCGUUUGUGUGUAUGUGUGUGUAUGUCCCCUGUGUGGGUCCAGUUUCAAGGCAUGUACGAUAAGCAUGGAGUCGUAUUGGUGAGGACUCACCUCCUGAAGAUAUGCUUGUUGCUUUAUGACAUAUGUAAACUAUUCUUUAGAUAAAUGCAUUCACUCUUUAAUAAAAGUAUGUUUGUGUUAAUAAAGCCAGGGUGUUUCAUACUUUAUAUGAACUUUCCUAUUUUUAAGAAAUGGAAAUUGGACAUGUAAAAUAAAUCAAACUUGGUAAACAGGGCAA
This is a messenger RNA of Meriones unguiculatus (Mongolian gerbil), 2786 nucleotides long. It is a transcript of the gene Pid1, whose product is annotated as phosphotyrosine interaction domain containing 1. Gene Ontology annotation, biological process: regulation of reactive oxygen species metabolic process; regulation of cell population proliferation; negative regulation of insulin receptor signaling pathway. The record is from RefSeq and is a predicted model, not a curated record. Gene Ontology annotation, cellular component: cytoplasm. NCBI's taxonomy places the organism in Eukaryota, Metazoa, Chordata, Mammalia, Rodentia, Muridae. The transcript has 3 exons. The coding region runs from base 276 to 929 and encodes 217 amino acids.